This is a messenger RNA of Cydia strobilella, 4036 nucleotides long. It is a transcript of the gene Prp3, whose product is annotated as U4/U6 small nuclear ribonucleoprotein Prp3. The transcript is spliced from 14 exons. The record is from RefSeq and is a predicted model, not a curated record. Gene Ontology annotation, cellular component: U4/U6 x U5 tri-snRNP complex. Gene Ontology annotation, biological process: mRNA splicing, via spliceosome. NCBI's taxonomy places the organism in Eukaryota, Metazoa, Arthropoda, Insecta, Lepidoptera, Tortricidae. The coding region runs from base 221 to 2314 and encodes 697 amino acids.
UUACGUUACGCUGUUGAAGUCUCGUCAAACGUAUAUUUUGCAAUUGCGUCGGUCAUAUUUUCGUACGAAAAUCCAAUAAAUCCGUUCCAAACAAACAAGCAAAAUAGCGUCCGUUACGUUUACUUACAAAUGGCACCGAUCUUGAACCGAAGGUACUAACAUAACCUUAAAAUUGGUAACGUCUUGAGUUCGGUGUAUUGGUGAUUUUGUGUUGUCAGAGAUGGCGACGCAGCUGUCCCGGCGCGAGGUGGAGGAGCUCCGGUCGUCGCUCGACCGCGCCAUUUACAGGACCAUCGGGAAGUCGGAUAGCUCGCUUCUUUCGACUAUUUCCUACUGCCUUACUAGCGGAUAUGAACGCCGAAAAAUCAUAGACAAAAUAUCAUCUCAUAUCGACUCAAAAAAAGCAAGUAAACUCGCUGACAAAAUUAUAGCAUUGGCAUCCGAACAGGUCUCCUCUUCGAAAUCCUCAAAACGCAAGCACGAAGAGCGAGAUGAGAGAAAAGAAAAGGACAGCAAGCGGACCCGGCAUGAGGACAAGAAGGAAAAAGAGGAGGAUAAAGAGAGGGAGAAGGAUAAGAAUGGGAAUGGUGUGGAGGUCUUACCGUUACCGGUGCAGGGGUCGGAGACCAUUGGCUCCAAGAUAACUGGGUUAAGUGCUGAUCGAAUUAAGGUGAUGAUGGCAAACGCCCAGAAAGAGAUAGAAGAACGUAAACGCGCUCUCAUGGUGAUGAAAGGGGAGAAGGCGCCUGUUACUACCGCUGCCGCCACGGCGCAGCAGAUAAAGGCGACUUUACCCUCUAAGACCAUUGCGCCGCCGGCUGUCAUCAAACCGGUCCUGUAUUCUAAGCCAAACGCGUCGGCCGCCCAGAGCGCUGAAGAAUUGGAAAAACAGAGGAAGAUAGCGGAGCUGCAGGCACGCAUACAGAGGAAACUGGCCGGUGGAGCAUUGGCCGCUGCGGGCAGCACGGGCCCCGCGCCGCUCAUCCUGGACCGCGAGGGCCGCACCAUCGACACCACGGGCAAGCGGGUGCAGCUCACACACGUGGCGCCCACCCUCAAGGCCAACAUCAGAGCGAAGCGUCGCGAGGAGUUCAAGGCCCAACUGUCCGGAGCUGCGACCUCUGAGCCCGUCGGCGAUGCUUCCUGGAUGGACCCGCGGGUCACCGUCAAGCCUCCAACCCGCACGAGACGCGCGCUGCGCUUCCACGAGCCGGGCAAAUUCAGGCAGCAAGCUGAAAGACUGCGGAUGAAGGCCCAACUAGAGAAACUACAGAACGAGAUAUCGCAAAUCGCGCGCAAGACUGGCAUCUCAUCUGCCACCAAACUAGCGCUCCUCGCGUCCGACAAGACUGACAGCGACUCCGUGCCGGACAUAGAAUGGUGGGACAGCGUGAUCCUCAUGACGGCGGAAGAAAGAGAGGCGCAAUGUGCGACUAGUGCAGAACAGAGUCAGCACAGGGUGACGGAGUGCAACACCGGGGAAGACGACAUCGUGAGGAACCUAAACGUGCAGGCUGUCACCAACUUGGUGGAGCACCCGCAGAGGCUUCGGCCUCCAACGGAGCCCCUCAAGCCCACAUAUAUGCCCGUGUUCCUGACUAAGAAAGAGAGGAAGAAGUUACGCAGACAAAGCCGACGCGAGGCCUGGAAGGAGGAACAGGAACGAGUCAGGCUCGGCCUUGAGGCCCCGCCGGAGCCCAAGCUCAGGAUAUCCAACCUAAUGCGAGCUCUGGGCACCGAAGCGGUGCAAGACCCCACGGCGAUAGAGGCUAAAGUCCGCGAGCAAAUCGCCAAACGGCAGAAAACCCAUCUCGACGCGAACAAGGCGCGCGCGCUCACUAAGGACCAGAAGAGAGAAAAGAUCGAUCGGAAAAUAAGAGAAGACACAAGUAUGGGCGUGAACGUUGCUGUGUAUAGAGUGCGUGACCUCUUUGAAUGCGCUUCAGCCAAAUUCAAAGUGGAAGUGAACGCGCAACAAUUACACAUGACCGGCUGUGUGGUGCUACACAGAGGCUGCUGCGUCGUGGUGGUGGAAGGGGGCCCUAAACAACACGCCAAGUACAAGCGACUGAUGCUGAGCCGCAUAAAGUGGGAGGACGACCUGGUGAAGGACGCGGAGGGCGCCGAGGUUCCCAACUCGUGCGCGCUCGUGUGGGAGGGCAGCACCAAGCAGCGCGCCUUCGGGGACAUCAAGUUCAAGGUGUUACCAACCGAGAAGCAAGCUCGGGAGCUGUUCCAGAAACACGGCGUCGAACAUUACUGGGACCUCGCCUACAGCGGCGCCGUGCUCGGGACGGCCGAGGAGGAGCCCUAGGGCUCCAAUGGCGGGCCUUGACCCGACAUAGUCAUAGUUUAUUCAUAAACAGUUUUCACUGUGUGAUUACAUCUUUAGAACUAACCUACCACCGUUUGUUGUGAUAUCGAGCAUUAUUUGUCUACCUUUGGAGCGCUAAUACUCGAUACACCGUUAGGGUUAUUUGCCGACCACAAGUUUCAUCCCUUUCAAAAGCACGGAAUCACUGGGCCCAGAAAGAGCCCUACGGGUCUUCUAGCUGCUCUUUCAUUAAAAGUCACCAUUUGUGCUAUUUUCACCUAAAAGGGUACUUAUUGUCGGUUAUCAAUAAGGCGCAAUUUCCAUAUAGCUUCAAAUUGAAAUAAACCUUAUCGACAAGCGUCAAUGUGGUACCUUUUGGUUGAAAACGUCACAUUUGUUGCGAAAAUACGUUAUCAAACAGAGAGGGAAACAACAAACCAACAUCUUUUCUGGAAGCAUAACAUUACUAGCUUUUGCCCGCGACUUCGUCUGCGUGGAGUUAGUGAUUUGGGUAGCUUAUUUUUUUAUCCAAUCUGCUUUUUAUCGAUUCCCCAUUCAAACUUCCACCCCCCUUUUCACCCCCUUAAAGGAUGAUUUCUGAUAUAAAAACUAUCCUAUGUCCUUCCCCGGGACUCAAACUAUCUCUUUACCAAGUUUCAACUAAAUCGGUUCAGCGGUUUAAGCGUGAAGAGGUAACAGACAGACACACUUUCGCAUUUAUAUGGAUUGGAGUUAACCUAAAGACAUUUUUAGGGCUAUCCGACCAACAAAGUUUACCAUCUCUUCAAAAUAUGGCGUCUGCUCACUUUACACGUCUCUAUUUGUUUGUCCAUAUCUAGGAAAUUCGGAAAAUGUACCGUAAAAUGGGGUUACUUUGAUUCGCGGGGUAACAUUGAUCAUCGAUUCUUGAGGAAUAGGGAGUUGACUUUUCAACGCUAACAACAUUUCAUGAUGUGGUUAGCAUGCUUAACCGAAAUAGAUGAUGAAAGCGUUCUGAAACGAAUUGCUUAUAAUUAAAAAAAUCGAUGAUCAAUGUAACCCCACGAAUCAAAGUAACCCCAGUUUACGGUACGUUAAAACCAAGGAUGGUAUUUCACCUAUCCAAUGUGUAUUACGUCUCACAUUUUGCUUAAUGAGAGAGUGAAAUGCAAUGACAAUGGACAAAUAAAUUGGACAGGUGAAAUACCACCCUCCAUCUCUGUCAACUCUGUGGUCAAUACCACAGAUUUAAUAUAUACGCUAGAUGACGCAAAUACCACGAUUUGUAUUGAAACCAAGCGUGCCGAGUUUUUCAUACAAAAAUUAACGCAUAAUUUUAAAAUUACUUAUUUGUGAUAGUAAAUAUGUUCUUGCCUUUGGGUGCUCGCAAUUUUUGGGCUGUUGCAGACUGCAACUUGCAGUUAAUUAUCACGCAACGAAGCAUUUUUUAAGUUUUCACGGACGUCCGGCUGCAACAACUGACGCGCGUGGACUGUAAAGAGCGACGGUCAACCUCGACGCUUGGUCGGGGUUCGGACACGCGAAGUAGAUGCAUUUGCGUCUUCUAUGGUAUAUUUAUUUUUGUGGUCAAAACUCAUAUAUUUGGUGUAUAAAAUAGCUUCAUUAAGAAUACAAAGUAUAUAUUAUUUUAUGAAGUAUAAUAAAAUUUAGAUCGUAAACUCGUUUGUAACUUGAGUUAUGUCACCCAUUGCAAGUGUUGGAAUAAAUAUGUUUCAAAAGUCA